CACCGUAAACGGAGACUGGCCAAGCUGUCAUCUGGCUCCGAGUCUGAGGAAGAGGAGGAGGAAAAAUGGGGUUCUGACAAGGAAGUAGCAAAGCAGCACCCAUCGCAUCCUCGCCACCACGGAAAGCUUGCUAGGACUGAUGGCCAUAUCGCAAAUGGUGGUGGUAGCAGGAGCGCCACUGAACCUCGGGAACAUUCACAAAGGACGGAAAACGGUGCUGCCGUGGAGCGAAAAAGUCCUCCAACGCUCGACUGUCUACAACAGUUACGAAAUCUGAAUCGCCAGCUCAAGGCCAGUCUUAUGCGUGGUCAUGAUGAUCACGCCAAUGCCCUGGCUAUCUUCGACCAGAUUUGUGCUGUGCCCGCCACCUUGGUCCAGCUUACACAGGCCUCGGAUCUCACAGACUGUGUUAAAAAGGUUCUUUUUUUCACCCCCCCUUCCCCCCUUUGUUUUUCCCAUCUCCUUUGGGCGAUCACUUUUGACCGUUUUACAUUUUGUUUUGUUGCCCUCGGGGGUCGAGAGGCGGUGUGA
This is a messenger RNA of Dibothriocephalus latus, 531 nucleotides long. Lineage: Eukaryota; Metazoa; Platyhelminthes; Cestoda; Diphyllobothriidea; Diphyllobothriidae. The record is from the annotation of a GenBank genome assembly.